This is a messenger RNA of Penicillium daleae, 402 nucleotides long. Its product is annotated as mating alpha-pheromone PpgA. Bases 1 to 402 code for a protein of 133 amino acids. NCBI's taxonomy places the organism in Eukaryota, Fungi, Ascomycota, Eurotiomycetes, Eurotiales, Aspergillaceae. The record is from RefSeq and is a predicted model, not a curated record. The transcript has a single exon.
AUGAAGUUCCUCUCCAUUGCCAUUGCCCUCAUGGCCGCCACCACUGCCAACGCUGCUCCUGGUCGUACUAUGCAGAAGUGGUGCGGUCACCCCGGCCAGGGCUGCGCCAAGCGCUCCGCUGAGGCCGAGCCUGAGCCCGUUGCUCAGAAGUGGUGUGCUCACCCCGGCCAGGGCUGCUACAUGAUGAAGCGCACUGCCGAUGUCACCACCGAGGUCAAGCGCUCCGCUGAUGCUCUCGCCGAGGCCAUGGCUGAGGCUCACCCCGCCGCUCUUCAGAAGUGGUGCGCCCAUCCCGGCCAGGGCUGCGUCAAGGUCAAGCGCACUGCCGAGGCUGUUGAGGAGGUUAAGCGCUCUGCUGAUGCCCUUGCUGAGGCUAUUACUGCUAUGAACGACGAGGAGUAA